Messenger RNA from Homarus americanus (American lobster), 456 nucleotides. Its product is annotated as cell wall protein TIR4-like. NCBI's taxonomy places the organism in Eukaryota, Metazoa, Arthropoda, Malacostraca, Decapoda, Nephropidae. The record is from RefSeq and is a predicted model, not a curated record. The transcript has a single exon. The coding region runs from base 1 to 456 and encodes 151 amino acids.
AUGGCAGUGACCUCCACUGUGGCUGUGACCACCACCAUGACUGUCCACUGUGCUGUGACCUCCACUGUGGCUGUGACCUCCACUGUGGCUGUUACCACCACCAUGACUGUGACCUCCACCGUGUAUGUGACCUCCACUGUGGCUGUGACCUCCACCGUGGCUGUAACCUCCACUGAGGCAGUGACCUCCACCAUAGCUGUGACUUUCACCGGGGCUGUGACCUCCACUAUGACAGUGACCUCCACUGUGGCUGUUAUCUCAACUGUGGCUGUGACCUCCACCGUGGCUGUGACCUCCACUGUGGCUAUGACCUCCACUGUGGUUGUGACCUCUACUGUAUCUGUGACCUCCAUUGUGUCUGUGACCUCUACUAUGGCUGUGACCUCCACUUUGGCUGUGACCUCCACCGUGGUUGUGACCUCCACUAUGGUUUGUGACCUCUACUGUGGUUUGUGA